Hansenula ciferrii is the source of this 561-nucleotide messenger RNA. Its product is annotated as cysteine hydrolase family protein. The record is from RefSeq and is a predicted model, not a curated record. Bases 1 to 561 code for a protein of 186 amino acids. The transcript has a single exon. Lineage: Eukaryota; Fungi; Ascomycota; Saccharomycetes; Phaffomycetales; Wickerhamomycetaceae.
AUGGGUAAAACAGCUCUAAUCUUAAUUGACAUUCAAAAUGAUUAUUUUGGUGAUAAAAAUGGUAAAUUCCCAUUAGUUGGUAUUAAUGAAGCUACUUUAAAAGCUAAAACUUUACUUGAAGCUGCUAGAAAGAAUAAUGAUAUUGAAAUUAUUCAUAUUCAACACGUAUUUGAUUCAGAUCCAGCACCAUUUUUUGGAGAAAACACAAAAGGUGUUGAAAUCAAUUCAGAAGUUAAACCUACCAAUGAUGAACUUGUAAUUGUUAAACAUUCACCAAAUUCAUUUGUUGGUACUAAAUUAGAAGAAACUUUGAGAUCUAAGAAUGUUACUGAUUUAGUUAUAGUUGGUGCAAUGACUCAUAUAUGUAUUCAAGGUACUACUAGAUCUGCUGCUGAAUUGGGGUUUAAAGUCAUUGUUCCAAAAGAUGCUGUUGCUACAAGAGAUUUAGAAUUUGAUGGUGUUAUUGUUAAUGCUGCUCAAGUUUCUGCUUCUGUUUUUGCCACUUUAGAAUUUGGUUAUGCUACUGUCAGUUCAACUGAAGAAGUUUUGAAAACAUUUUGA